Molecule: messenger RNA, 1030 nt
Organism: Rubroshorea leprosula
Lineage: Eukaryota; Viridiplantae; Streptophyta; Magnoliopsida; Malvales; Dipterocarpaceae
Source: the annotation of a GenBank genome assembly
AUCAAAAGAACAAGAACACUUGGACUAGGACAGAUGAGUGUCAGUACAUGAAACAAAUCACAGCAUACUUGCGUAGCAGAAGCUAGAUUGUGCUUUUACUUUCUAUAGUCUAUACAUAACCUUAGGGAUUCCCAAAUGUCAAAACUCAAAAUAAUCAACUGUAUUUGUUCCUAUAUCAACAAUUCAGACUUUCAGAGUGGAAAGAAGAAAUGGCAGCAUAACAAGUACCCAUGUCAAUUGCAACAGACAGAAGUCCGCGUACCUAUUAUUUUGCCAUUGGCAGAUAAUCUAGUAAGGUUCAUCAUGCAACCUGCAGGCAAGGCAUUUCAAAAUUGUAAAAUUGUAAUAGAUAUCAAAAUAUUCAUGUGAUGUUAUGACAAGCAGUGAAAGCUAAUUUGCAUAGCCCACCCCCAUCAACCCUUAAUCCUUGUCUCUUCAAAUGCAGCAGAUGGCAAAUAAAACAGGUUUUCAAUUCCAUAAUCUUCAUCUAACCUCGAAACCAGAGCUCAAAGAGCUACCUCACCAGCAUGUUGCUCAUAUUAGUUAAAUUUUGAUCCUUCACCCCUACGAAAUCUUACUUUAUAUCUAAAAGGCAUGGAACUAUUUCACCAUUCCAUCUCUACUAGCAACUAAGAGCUCAGUAAGUUAUGCUUUUUGCACCAUACAGUCAGAAACUGGGAUUAUCUUUGGUCUCAAAUUGUAUAGACAGCAAACUUAAAACCUUCAUCCAAAUCAGAUACUUUCUUUCAAGGUUCUGUUUCUCUUCUUAUGUAAUGGCUUCAACACAUGUAAGCGGCAGCAGUGCUGAAUACAUCACUUAUGAACUGUCCUUUUAACUAAAAAUCUGUUCUUUUGUUUCAUAACUAGCACAUAACUUGGAAAGAUCAAAGGUUUACUAAGGAAAGGACCACAUGUCAGUCAGAUUCUCUGCUUGUGAGGCUUUAUAAUACUAGCAAUGACGAGUUGGGGGCACUUAAACAUGCUAAAAUAUAAGCUAAAAGAUAUCAACCAGUAAAGUCUACUCAAAAGA